Molecule: messenger RNA, 543 nt
Organism: Closterium sp. NIES-65
Lineage: Eukaryota; Viridiplantae; Streptophyta; Zygnematophyceae; Desmidiales; Closteriaceae
Source: the annotation of a GenBank genome assembly
AUGGCGCCUAAAGCAACGCGUUCCCUGCAGCGGCUCCUGUCGCAGCGGUCGCACAUGGCCAAGGCUUUGCCGCGCCCGUCGCGGGCUGCGUCCCGCCACAGAGGUCCCUCCAGCCUCGCACAGGCGCUCCGUGGAGCGGAUGAUGCGCCGCACGCUAAGCGAAUGGCGUCCGCCGGAAUCAGCAGCAUGGGGAAUGGCAAGGCCGUGCGUGCGCUGCUCGCCAUCGUCGCCGUCAUCGCCGCGUGUCUCCCCCAGCCGUCGCAAGCAGCAGCAGCAGCGAGCGUGUCGGUCCCAGUGCGCGCGUCCCCUCUUGCCCUCUCUCGCGCCCGCCUCUCGCGAGAAGCCGCCCUCUCUCUCUCUCUCUCUCUCUCUCUCUCUCUCUCUCUCUCUCUCUCUCUCUCUCUCUCUCUCUCUCUCUCUCUCUCUCUCUCUCUCUCUCUCUCGCUGGCCUCGCGCUCUCACUGCACAGUCCAGUUCGCUGCGCUGCAGAGCGCACGACGCGAACAACAUGUGUCAGUAUGCGCGCUGCCGUGCCGGCUCUGA